AUGUUGCGAGGCACGCACGCCAUCUUCGCGCUCUUCGCGCUGGGCGUGCUCUCGGCGCGAUUCGCUGCUGGUCAAGUCUGUGUUGCGUCGAACGCCCCGUGCACCGCGGCGUCGGGAUGUCAGUCCGAGCACCGGAGUGCACUGCUGGCUUUCUACGCAAGCACGGGCGGCACUGCGGACGGCGGAACGUGGCAUCGCUCGGAGGGGUGGCGGCAAGCAGCAGCCGGCCAACCAGACCCACCAUGCACCGUCGACGGCAUCGCGGCGCCCGCCCACUGCUGCUGGCACGGCGUCAGGUGCUGCCAACUCGAUCCAGCGCUCGCGGACCUGCGCUGCACGGCAUCGGAGCGCGUCUCCACGCUCUUCCUGCCAGACAACGGCCUGACGGGCAGCCUCGACGCAGCGCUGGCCGCCCUCGCGCCCCUCUCCACCGGCCUCCAGUGGCUGGACUUCAACGUCAACGCUCUCUCCGGUCCGGUCCGCGUGGCGUCGCUCGCGGCCUUUCCGCGCCUCCUGAAGCUCACUCUCGGCUCCAACAAGCUCUCAGGAGGCCUCAGCGCUGACGUCCAGGCCCUCUCGUGCCUCAGACAGCUCAGCCUGGACUUCAAUCCGCUCGGCGGCACGCUGCCGCUGCAACUCGGCACCAUGCCAAACCUGCGCAGUAUCUCCGCGAAACGCUCGCAACUCACCGGGACGGUCCCAACGGCCGUCUUCUGCUCCGCGAGCCUCCAGCACGUCACGCUCGCGCAGAACGACCUCGCGGGGACCCUCCCGGCCUCCCCCUGCGCGGCGCCCAUCCCCGCGCUGGAGCUGCUCGACCUGUCUUUCAAUCGUCUGACGGGCAGCCUGCCCGCGUGGCUGGCGGACCACGGCGGCCGCCUGGGCACGCUCGACCUGUCCUGGAACGACCUCUCCGGCACGGUCCCGAGCAGCGCCGUCGCUUUAUUCAGUGCCCGCUCCUUCCACGUUGCGGGGAACGUGGGUCUGACGGGCACGCUGCCGGCGCCGCUGAACAGCGCGUGGCUUGAGACGCUCGAUCUGUCGUACACGGGCCUGACCGGCCCCCUGCAGAACCCCUUCGGCGAGCUCCCGAAGCUGCGCCGCCUGCGUGUGCGGGACGCGCCCGGCAUCGUGGGCCCGCUGCCGGGGUCGCUCGCGAGCGCGUCGUGGCUCGAGGAGAUCGAUCUGCGCGGCUCGGGGCUGCGGCACCCCGAGGGCUCCGUCAACUCGCGCGGCGAGCCGCUGCCGGAGUGGCUGACCUUCAGCAGCACGCUGUGGGUCCGCACGGACGAGGAGGGGGGGGUGUCGGGGAUCGAGUGCCCCGAGGUGACGCUGGCGCAGGCGGACACCGCGGCGCUGGGCACCGCGGCGCAACUUGGGCUCGAGUUGCGCACCACAAUGCGACUCGACCCCCAGUACUAUGACUUCGUGGGCUGCGCGUGCAUCGAGGGCGACCUGACGCGGGAGCUGCGGCCGGAGGACGGAGUGCUGCAGGUCACGUGCCAUCACGACCACAUGAGCACCCGGCUCGUGCUGCUGAUUGCGCUGCCGAUCGGCAUUACGUGCCUGGUGGUGGUUGUGGUGUGCGUGGUGCUGUGGGCGAUGCUGCGGCGCCUCCGCACGGGGCGCGGGCGGCUGCCCUCGGGGACGGCCACGGUGGUGGUGACGGACAUCAAGGGGUCGACGGAGCUGUGGGAGUGGGCGCCCGAGGAGAUGUCAGAUGUGCAAAUCAUUCACGACGGGCUCGUGCGCGCCGUGCUGGACCUUCACAAUGGCUUCGAGCUGUUCACCGAAGGCGACUCGUUCACGGUGGCGUUUCACCACGCUCUGGAUGCGGUCAGGUUCGCGUUCGAUCUCCAAGUGGCCCUGCUGGCCGUCGCCUGGCCCGAGCGGAUCCUCCAGCACGAGCUAUGUGCGACGGUGCACCCCUGCAGCAACACGGAGAGCGCAGACCCGAUCUUUCGGGGACUCCGCCUGCGCGUGGGCAUCGCGUGCGGCACCUUCGACCGCGUCCAGGGCGCCCCGAACGCGUCCGGCCAGGCCCUGACCAACUCGCAGCUGUUCACCGGCACAUCCGUUCACCUGGCCACGGCCGUGCAGUCCGCGGCCGACGGCGGCCAGAUCCUCAUCGAUCGCAACACCUUCGACGAGGAGAUCGCGCCGUCGCUUUCGAAGCUCGAGAGCUUCUGCCGCGAGAUGUCCCUCACACCCGCACUGCGCAUGCGCUCGCGGUCGCCCAAGGCGGAGGCGGACGCGCUGCCCCUCAGCCGAUUCAAGCACCUCUUCGGCCGGACCGUGGACCAGUCCCGGACCGACUGGUACACGCAGCGGUCGUCGAUCGACGCCUCAAACGUGCGCGGCAGCACCCUGAUGGAUGGGUCGGGGUCGCGGCCGCGCCACUUCUCGCUCGUCGGGUGGCUCGGCGGCGGGCGGCGGCGGUCGCGGCCGCUGAUGUCGCAGCACUCCGCGACGGUCGCGCGGACCAGCAACGAGCGCCUGAAGGUGCACGGAGGCCUUGUGUCGCGCGGGCGGUCGCAGGGACCCCUGCCGUCCUCGCUGCAGCAGAGCAGCACCACCGCGGGCCACUCCAGCACCCCGAACGGCCAGACGCCGCGGCGAGGGUCGCGUCUCGCGCCGAAUGCAAACGCCAACGUGAGGCCCAAGUGGGUCGACCCGUCGCCCUCCCCAGCGUCGUUCCAGACGCCCGCGCACCAGGACUCCGCGCCGGCGAGCCCCGGGCCGAAUCUGCGCGCCGCGGAGACCGCCACCUCGCACUCCCGAGGGUUGCUGUCUGGGGGUUUGUCUGGGAUCCAGGAGAACGUGUCCGAGCGCAACCUGAGCGCGCAGCAGCCCGGCCAGAGCAGCAACGACGCGGACCACACGCGGGGCAACGCGCUCAUCAACGCAAAGUCCUCCACAGAUGGCAUCAAGCCGCGCUUCGUCAUCCCCAUGGUCAUGAACCUGGGCGAGCACGCCCUCGAGAUGUUCGCCGAGGAGGGCGCGGUCGGGCUGAUGCAGAUACUCCCCCCCUUCCUCGUGGCCCGCACGGCCUACUUCGACCCCGUGAGCUCGACGCGCGCGCUCACGUCGGGCUUCACCGCCGCGCCGGGCGCCGCGCAGUACAUCGAGUCGGUCGAGCGCUGCAUCGGGUUCGGCGAAGUCCCCCCCCAGUUGUACCCAGAGACCACCGUCCUCUUCUGCGCCGUCGACGGCUGGGCGCGCCUCCGCGACGCGCUCCAGAACAGCGACUACACCCUCUGGCUGUACGUCUCGCUCGCGAAGGCCACGCUCGGGGCCUUCGGCGGCGUCCUGUGCCGCCAGAAGGAGGACGUGCUCCUCGCCGUGUUCACCCGGCCGGACGGGGCCGCCGAGUGGUCGAUCAUCAUGCAGGAGCUCCUCAUGCUCGUGCGCUGGCCCGAGGGCCUGAUCCUCGCCCCCGAGUGCGCCCGGGAGGAGGUCGACGGCGUGUUGUGCCAUCAGGGGCUGCGGACGCGCAUUGGGAUCUACAUGGGUCGCCCGCGGCAGAUGCUGCCGCACCCGAUCACGGGGUUCCCCGAGUACUUCGGCCCGUUCAUCAACCGCGCCGCGCGCCUGUGCCACUCGCUCGCGCGCCCGGGCCAGGUGCUGCUGUCGAGCGAGGUGGUCAAGGGAACGAUGUUCGCUUGGGCGCACACCAUGAACGAGCUGUCGUCGCGGUACACCGACGAGCAGGUCGUCGCGGUCGCGGGCGUGUCGCCCUUCGCGCUGUCGCUCUUCGACGGGCCGGGGUCGUACACCGCCCACGUCCUCGGCAUCACUCAACAGCACCAGCACCGCAUGCGGCGCGACUCUUCGUCGGCGACGGGCUUCCCGGCUCGCGGCACGCCGUCGCGCGGCACGUCCGUGCGGAGCGCAGGGCAGGUCGCGAUCCAGAAGCGCCGCACGGCGGCGGGCGCCUCGGAGACGCGGGACAGUCUCUUUGCUGUUGAGACAAAGGAGUCUUCGCCGGCGCUGCCGCGGCGGAGCAUGGACUCGCACCCGCCCGUGACAAGCGCGGCGAACUUCCCCGAUCCCGGGCGCGAGCGCGCGAUGAAGGACGUGGGGCCGUUCCGCUGGACGGCGUCGUUACAGGCCCGGCGAAACCCGCCGCCCCUGCGGAUGGUCGCUGCGUCGACGGACGGCGUGGUGUCGGACAGCGGGGGGCGCAUUCUGCCGUCGAAGAGCGCGCAGCAGAGCGUGGCCGAGGCGGGCGCGGACACGGAGUCGGGGAACUUGCGGAACAUCCCCCGGGGGAGUACUGGGGGGGACCUAUUGUUGCACGCGAGGUCGCGGAAGGGCUCCACGCACGAGGCAACGUCCCGCGCGGGGCUCGCGCAGGAGGUCUCGGUGAUCCUGCAGGGCGCGCAGAGACGCACGCGGCAGGGGAGCAUGUUGGGGAGGCAAGAGACGGCAACAUCGGGUGGUCUGGCGACCCCGGGGGCGGGGGCGUCGCGGCUGUCGCGCCGCAACCUCCGGCCGCUCAACACGCAGUUCACGAUGAACAGCACGCCGAUGUCCACCGCGGAGGGCUUCGACCGGCAGCGUCGCCGGCAGUCGUCACACGCCGCAAACCCCAUGCUGCCAGGACAGCUGCCGAUGACCGCGAACAGCCAGGGCGUGCUUCCGGCAGGCCGGCGGUCGCGCCGCAGCUCCGCGGCGGCCACGGUGACGAACAACGCGUUCCUGCACUCGCUGUGGCUCGAAAACAUUCGCGGCAUGCUGGACCCGGAGGCGCGCGACGGGGCGCUGCUGCAGCGCCCGGUGCAGCUGAUCCACCGCGGGACGUUCCGGCUCAAGGGCGUGAGCAGCCUGAUCGACAUCUUCCAGAUGAACACGCAGGCGCUGUCCGGCCGCGUGUUCGACCCGCCCAAAAGCAGCAAAGGGAAGCUGGUGUCGGCGGGACAGGGGCUGGUGGACGUGGUGCGGUCGCCGCUGCCGGACGUGGGGCUGGACCGCAUACAGGCGUCCAUCGCGGCGCGGGAGCGGGAGCGCCGCGUGCGCAUCGAGGCUCGCGGGAAGAACAAUGCGGACCGUCCAGACCGUAGAGCGUCGUUCCAGUCCAUGAACUCUCGGUCGUUCUCCGCGCGCGUGGCCAGCGGGAGCCAGAGGGAUGCCGGACUGGGGAACUCGGUGUCGCGGGGGAAGAACGUGACGCCUGCCGGACUGCAGCCGCUAGCAGCGGCCAUUGCUGCACAGAAGAGGAGGGGCAUGAGGUUCGACAGCAUCGGCGACCAGGAGCCGCGGACGUCGAGCGCGUCCAAGCACGCGUCCUGA
Molecule: messenger RNA, 5292 nt
Organism: Pedinophyceae sp. YPF-701
Lineage: Eukaryota; Viridiplantae; Chlorophyta; Pedinophyceae
Source: the annotation of a GenBank genome assembly